Messenger RNA from Micropterus salmoides (largemouth bass), 3056 nucleotides. It is a transcript of the gene cuedc2, whose product is annotated as CUE domain containing 2. The transcript is spliced from 9 exons. The record is from RefSeq and is a predicted model, not a curated record. NCBI's taxonomy places the organism in Eukaryota, Metazoa, Chordata, Actinopteri, Centrarchiformes, Centrarchidae. The coding region runs from base 141 to 995 and encodes 284 amino acids.
AAUGUUUUGAAUCGUGCAGGCUAACAAGCAGCACGGCUAGAAAGCCUGUAAGCACUGCACUGAGCAGCCUUCCCCGAAAUACACUUGGGGAAGACUUUAAGCUUCAUGUACCUAUAAGUUCUGUCAGGUAGGAGCACGCAAUGGACCUCCACAAAAUCAUCCAUAGUGCGCUGCACGAAUUUAUUCAGGCUUACAUUCCUAAUGCAGAUCUCAGCACCCUGGAUGAUGUUCUUCUCUCUUACAUCACGGGAGUCCUGGAGGAUCUUGGCUCCCAGCAGAGUGUUGAGGAGAACUUUGACGUGGAGGUCUUUGCAGAGAUGCUUGAAGCUUACAUACCUGGCUUUGCUGCAAUUGACAGUGUCAAGGUCUGUGAAAUGAUGUUCAGCUUGGCUUCAAAACUAGCCACUGCUCGUACCUCAGCCGUUGAAGAAAACUGUGUGCCUAAGGCAAGGACAGAAGAGAUUUCAUUGAAACUCACCACCCUGCACAGUGAACCUCCACCAGGAAGAGAAACGCAGUGCCUUAAAACACAGACAGAGGGCGCCACUGCCAAGCUACCAGUGUCUGAGUGGGAGGCCCAGGAGCAGCACCUGCUGGAGAUGUUUCCCAAGUGUAGUCUGUCGGAGGCUCGCAGCGCCCUGUCUAUUGCCAAAGGAGACAUGGAGGAAGCUGUGCGCCUUAUCAUAGAAGGCGACGUCCAACUCAGCCCUACUCCUCUUAAUGUAAACCAUGGGAAGAGUAUUUCCUCCCUGGCGGACCAGAAACUUAAAGAGAGCAUUCUUGAGAAGUACAUGCUUGUGGACAGUGAGGAUGAUAACAAAACACACCGUCCUGUCGCCCCAAAAGAUGCUCCAAAGAAGCUAGUUCGCUACCACAGUAACCAGGUGGUAACCACAAAAGGGGAACGAUAUCAACUUGUGAAGAAAGACGAGGCAGAGGACAUGAAGAAGACAUAUGUCAACCUCAAACCCGCGCGAAAGUACAGAUUCCAUUGAUGACGAGCACAAUACUGUAAGAGCAGCUACUGACAAUAUUGUUUACACUAUUUUUUUUUUGUAUUAUUUAGCCUGCAUUUGUUAGAUUUUUCCCAAGUAAAUGAAGAUAUUUGUUCAUGUUACAGUGGCUUAUUUUUAAAAAACUGUUACCGUUAUAUGCCUUGGUUGAAAUUACAGUGUUUUAGUUGCAUCCCUUCCUUGAGGAGCUUUUGAAAUUUUGUGAUAUUUUGGUGCGGAUGUUGUAACUUGUGUUCAACCUAUCUAACCUUUCUACUUUUUUGUCAUCUCAGCCGGUCUGAUGUUGCACUGACAAUACUGUCAUAUUUUCAUUUACCUAUUUUGUUUGUUUGUCAUUUUUUUUUACUUCAGUACAGUAUUGACCCAAAAUUAUGACAUGAGUUUGUAGAGAUGAAUCAGUUGUCAUUUCUGUAAAUAUGUUCUAGUGGUGCUGUAGAGUUUCUUCUGGACAUUGACGUGGAUGAGUCUCAACUGCUUUUCUAUGUACAUACUAAAUCACUGAUGCCAAUUUCAUUUAAAGUUCUAUUUUUACAUCAUACAAGAAUGAAACAGUUCUGUGUUGUCAAAUGUUUGGUCAAGCCUUGUGUUUGGACAUUUGUUGUGCUUCAAAAUGGUCUUAAAUGAAACUGACGUAUAGAUUGCCCUCAUAACAGUAAAUAUUCUGCUAGAAGUCCACAAGAGGAAGGCCAUAGUCCCGAUUGGUUUUUAUCACCUUCUAUCACUGCCCUUACAGCAAAUAAAGGGUUUGUGAUAAUAUGCAAUGUUUUACAUAAUAUAUUGUUUUUAUUGUGUACAAUUUCUAUAAUGGAAAAACCUAAUUUAAAAAAUGUAAACAUGACGACCUUGGCUUAAAGCUAUCAAAGUGAGAAUUGCUAACCCGUCGCUAUGACCCGAGAGACCCUGAGCAGCACAAGAGGAAGUGUUAAAUAUUUGUCAGUGACACGAUUAAGCCCUGAUAAAACAAGUGUUGCAAAUAUUUUGCUGUAAUGGAAAGCACUGUAUAACUCUAGAAAUUCAUUGGUAAUUUUCUAGCACAACAAAUUUAAUUCUCAAGGGGUGCACAAACUAUUACAGCACUAUAAUAUUUUGGCAUAAUGAGGUGGAGGACUGCGGUUGCCCCCUAAAUUUUAGCGAAACAUGUCGCUGGAGGACUUGAUUUUAAAGUUCAUCUCAACAACAUUGUCUUUAUUUUUGAUAUAGAUGUUUAGAGUUGACAAAGUCUCAGAUCAUGUGUUUAUUGCGAAGAGGCCUGUUGCAUUCAGGGUCUGUUUACAUGAUGUCACCAAAGUGGUCCUCUAUCACGACUCCUUUUAUCUCAUCUUGUGGUGUUGUGAGUUUUGCUUCGUUUGUGAUCGUUGAUUGUGGAAUUUUUGACUGAGUGGAUUCUUAUUUGACUCUUGUUAGUUGUAUAUUAGGAUAAAUUGGUUGGUCAGGUUUUUUUUACUAGUAUAUACUGUUGUUUAUUAUACUAUUGAUUAUUUGUGUUUCCCGCUGCAUCCAUUUGGAGCAGAUAUAAGCAAUUGUUUUUGAUUGGUGGUAUAAUAUAGUUUGCCCUGAGUGUAGGUGUAACACAAGUGUUGAAAAGAUGUGUUGUUACUGAUACUUGUCUUUAUCAGCAGCAAUGUCGUCUUUAAAGGGAAAAUGUGGCACUUUUUAUGUGGAUGUCCAGUCGGUGUUGAUAGUAAAUGUAGUCAGUUGAAGCAGUAAAUCCCUCUGUGUGAGUGCUAUAUUGACCUAGAAAGCAGAGUUCUCCUGCUCACGGAGCAUGUGCCUACAUGUAUUUAUUGCGCACGAGCUUCUACUUGGCAAACUCUGCUUUCUCGGUCAAUAUAGCACUCACUGAGGGAUUUUUUGCUUUAGUCGACUACAUUUACUAUCAACACCGACUGGACAUCCACAUAAAAGGUGCCUUAUUUUCCCUUCUACUAAAGAGCAUGGACUGGAUUUAGUGAUGCUGUUCUGUCACAACUGAGUUUUAACUUGCGCUUUGAGAAACCGCUGACGCACAAUUAAUAGUAAAUAAAUAAAACUUUUUAUAGAUUA